CAUGAUUCCAUCCGAAUAGUGUACAGCAAUUUAUAACGAGUAAGAGAGGGAAUCACAUUACUCUGUAUGAAUCAAAUUACAAUAGCAAUAUUUUCACACAGAAUCUACCUCAAGAACUGCCUGCCUCCAUCUUCGAUCCCUUUUCCUUCACUUUGCUAACAAUUCUUCUCUUGAUCCCAUCACCAUGCAGAAUUUUAUCAAAUUUUAUUUAACCUUCAUUUGCUUGCUUCUACUACUCCCUGCUCUUGCUUUAGGAGAAUGCACAUGUGAUGCAGGAGGAGGAGGAGAAGACAGAAAUAAAUCUGAGGCCUUGAAAUACAAAGCCGUAGCAAUUGCUUCUAUCCUUUUUGCUGGUGCAGUUGGAGUCUGUCUUCCAAUUCUUGUAAAAACUAUCCCUGCUCUUAGCCCUGAAAAGAAUAUUUUCUUCAUCAUCAAAGCUUUUGCAGCCGGUGUUAUAUUGUCGACAGGCUUUAUUCACGUGCUUCCUGAUGCUUUUGAUAGCUUGACAUCGCCAUGCCUUAGUGAAAAUCCUUGGGGUAACUUUCCCUUCACGGGGUUCGUGGCAAUGGUGUCGGCGAUUGGGACUUUAAUGGUGGAUUGUCUUGCAACUUCUUAUUUUACUAGGUUUCACCUCAUCAAGGCUCAAUCAGAGGAGAGUGGGGAUAAGGAGAAGGCAGCAGUAGAGGCUCAUGAGGGUCAUGUUCAUACUCAUGCAACUCAUGGCCAUUCUCAUGGCAUAGUGGAUAGUUCAGGUUCUGGUCCAUCUCAGCUUAUUCGCCAUCGGGUUAUUACACAGGUUUUGGAGUUGGGAAUUGUGGUGCACUCUGUGAUUAUAGGAGUUUCUUUAGGAGCUUCUGAAAGUCCCAAGACAAUAAGACCUCUAGUGGCUGCCCUAAGCUUUCACCAAUUUUUUGAGGGUAUGGGACUCGGUGGAUGCAUUACUCAGGCGAAAUUCAAGACCAGAUCUAUUGUGAUUAUGGCACUCUUCUUCUCUCUAACAACCCCAGUUGGCAUUGCAAUUGGCAUAGGCAUAGCAAAUGUCUAUAAUGAGAGCAGUCCUAAUGCUCUUAUUGUCGAAGGAAUUUUCAAUGCUGCAUCAGCUGGUAUCCUAAUCUACAUGGCACUUGUGGAUCUUCUGGCAGCUGAUUUUAUGCAUCCAAAAGUGCAAAGUAAUGGAGCACUUCAAUUUGGGGUUAAUGUUUCUCUUCUUCUAGGAGCUGGUUGUAUGUCUCUCGUUGCCAAAUGGGCUUGAAGCUUUAGCUAUCUAAAGUCCCUUUUCUCCUGCUUUUCCCUUGUUUUUUUUCCUUUAAAAUCUUGUACUGAUAUGAUUGACUUAACUUUGGCUCGAUGAAGAUAGAGAAAGUCCCUUUGCCCACCAAUUUCUUGGUGCUGUAAAUGUCAUCUCUCUUUCAUUCUUUUCAUUGUCUUGGAUUAAAAAUUUGGCCAAUUUUCAUAAUCGAAAGAGUUGUAUGUGGUUUUCAUUGUCUUGAAAA
Molecule: messenger RNA, 1493 nt
Organism: Populus nigra (black poplar)
Lineage: Eukaryota; Viridiplantae; Streptophyta; Magnoliopsida; Malpighiales; Salicaceae
Product: zinc transporter 8-like
Exons: 3
Coding region: 185-1252 (355 amino acids)
Biological process (GO): zinc ion transmembrane transport
Cellular component (GO): plasma membrane
Molecular function (GO): zinc ion transmembrane transporter activity
Source: RefSeq, a predicted model, not a curated record